Bacillus rossius redtenbacheri is the source of this 2454-nucleotide messenger RNA. Its product is annotated as cytochrome b5-related protein-like. Lineage: Eukaryota; Metazoa; Arthropoda; Insecta; Phasmatodea; Bacillidae. The record is from RefSeq and is a predicted model, not a curated record. The transcript is spliced from 6 exons. The coding region runs from base 171 to 1472 and encodes 433 amino acids. Gene Ontology annotation, biological process: lipid metabolic process. Gene Ontology annotation, molecular function: heme binding.
UCUCCAGGUCGUGUGUGUUUUCACUUGAUAAGUGAUAACCUUUGACGCAUCUAAACGCCAAACAAUGAUAGUAACAAGUGUUUUCGUUACUAAGGUCUCCUUGCCAUGUAUUGGUCUCCAGCGCAGUUCCGUGCCUUCUGCGCAACUGUGAUCAUCUGUGCUUUGGGUUGAUGGCGCCGAGGGACGACGCGGUGGUGCCGUCCAGCCUGCCGGGGCUCAAGUACCCCACGUACAGGGACGAUGCACUCAAGUCGGGCGUGCUAUGGCUGAAAGGCAAGCAGGCGGACGAUGGCACGGAAGGGCUGUGGAGGGUGCACGACGACCUCUACGACGUGUCUUCCUUCGUGGACAAGCACCCGGGCGGCGCCGAAUGGCUACAGCUCACCAAGGGCACUGACAUCACAGAGGCGUUUGAAGCGCACCACAUCAACCCGAAGGUGGAGGUGCUGCUGAAGAAGUUCCAUGUGCGCAAGGCGACCACAGCCCGCAACUCCCCGUACUCCUUCCGCGAGGACGGCUUCUACAAGACCCUGAAGCGACGGGCCAGGGAUGUGCUGGGCGACAACUACUCCGGGGCAUCGUGGCGCUCCAUCCUCAUAGCCGAUGGCUUCGUUGCGGCCACGCUGCUGCUCGCGGUGCAAGCCGCUGCUACCGGCAGUUACCAUCUCGCCACGGCCGCCGGCAUCUUCCUCUGCUACACCACCAUCGCCGCCCACAACUUCUUUCACCAGAAGAACAACUUCAGGAUGUACUACUUUGAUCUGUCGUUGAUGUCGUCCCGAGAUUGGAGGAUCAGCCACGCAAUCAGCCAUCACUUGUACCCCAACACUGUGCUCGACUUAGAAAUUUCACUGUUCGAGCCUAUCUUUGUUUGGCGGCCUAUCUCCAAGAAUUUUAUCCAAAAGUAUGCAUCCUGGAUCUACGCCCCCUUAAUAUAUGCACUUGUAUUCUUCAUGGAAUUCAGCAAAAAGUUUCGGCUUUUUGUCCACGGACACCUGAAGUACCCACAAAAGAGGGACUUCAUCCCUCUGGUGAUUCCUGCCUGCAUGUACGUGUUCGGAGGAAGCUCUCUCGUCGACACUGUGCUGAUGUGGCUGUGGAUUGUGAUGAUUGGCAGCUUCUUGUUUGCUUCCAUCGGAUACAAUGCUGGCCAUCACCACCCAGACAUCUUCCACGAUGGUGACGCCCCCAGGGUGGACCGGGACUGGGGCCUGGGGCAGCUGGACGCGGUGCGGGACCGCAAGUGGGUCUCCUCCAACCUGCUGCUGGUGCUCACCAACUUCGGCAACCACGCGCUGCACCACAUGUUCCCCACCGUGGACCACGACAAGCUGUACGCGCUGAAGGGCGUGUUCCAGCAGACCUGCCGUGAGUUUGGCGAGGACUUCCAGCUGGCGGGCGUGUGGGAGUGCAUCCAGGGCCAGUUCCUGCAGCUGGCUCGCGUCAAGCCUCACGCCAGGGCCCCCAAGUGAGGCGCCCCUGCCCGUGCUUUCACACAACAAGCAGAGCUCAGUAACUUCUUGUUUUGUACUUUUUCCAUGUGGCUAAGGUUUCUGUUAUAUGUAUCUCGGUGUCAAUAAUUAAAAAAAAACUUAAAAAAUAAUUUGUACUUUUAGAUUUAUAAUAUUUCAAUUAAAGUGUUUUGAAUUUAUACUUUUUCAAUAAAACUUGCACUAGUCAAGGGUGUUAAAAAAUUGCUAAUACAGGGUUGCCACAAGCAUAAAAAAACCAGGAAAAGUCAGAAAAAUACAAGGAAUUUUUUUAUAACGCAAUUGAAGAAAGAUAUACUGCUUUUUGCAGAUCACUAGGCACAAUUACAAGAAAAAAAUUGCCUGUUAUCGCAAAAUUCAAUUGAUUCUUCCUUUGAAACACAGACUAAAACAAGAAAGAAAUUUUUCCGCAUAUUUAUGUAUUACCUACAUUCUAUAAUUUUAGGCGGAUUAAUAACAAUAUUUUAAAAACUUGUGUAUAUGUCUAAACUCUUAUUAAUUUGGCACUCAAAACACGGGCAAAAGAUUAUGAACCAUUAGGUAGCAGGCUGAGUGAGACUGUAUGAGUGCAGAUCAGGGCUGGCUGAUUCAAAACACAAUGGUUUAAACUAAGUGGUUUAAUUAUUUUUUUUAAUGUCAAACCACAAUGGUUUAAACCAUGGGUUAAAUCAAGUGUUUUUUUUUUUCAAGUUUUUUUUAAAUGUAUUUUUAAAUAGAAUAUAUUAAAAAAAAUUUUAAUGAAAGGGUUAAUUCCACUCUAAUAAAAACAAUAGUUUGCUCAUUAAUGUUACUUGUGAUACGGGAACAAAUAAUUAUAUAUUAAUCUAGAUCUUAUCAUUUAAAUUACCUGAAUAAGUUGUAAAUUAUACCCAGCCAAAUACUCUUCUAAAAUUAAUUAAUUAGUAAAUUGUAGUCAAAAGUGUAAAAAAUAGGAAAUAAAUAAAUUUAUUAUUUAAAACAAAAA